Messenger RNA from Suillus bovinus, 1083 nucleotides. RefSeq lists its product as uncharacterized. The transcript is spliced from 3 exons. Lineage: Eukaryota; Fungi; Basidiomycota; Agaricomycetes; Boletales; Suillaceae. The coding region runs from base 434 to 946 and encodes 170 amino acids. The record is from RefSeq and is a predicted model, not a curated record.
AGAGUCAGGUUUUGCCAUCAGCAGGGCUGGAUGGGCAGACUCGGAGGCCAUGGCCCGCGCGGCCCUUGGGACAUAUCACAUGGUAGCCGAAUGAUCCGAGGGUAUCUUGUUUUCGUCAACUUCGGAACGCUCAAGACCAGUCUACCUCAAAAUGCAAAUAGCGAAUAGGAUAUAUACGACACACCCCCAAAAUGUCGUGCUUGGUACUUUCCUGCGUCUUCCUCUCCGUCAUUGGAGUGAUUCAAGCUGCACCUAUCACAGAUACAACAAAUGUUACUACUAACCACAGUUCUAAAGCCCCAUCAUUCACGGCCAGAGCCAUACGGACCGUCAUCUCUAGCUCUAUUUGCGUGCAUAUAUAGUUUCAACCAUUCACCCCAAUAUCCCGAGUCUCAAGCAUAGCCCCCUUCGUAUCCUACUGCGGCGACUUGGCAUGAUGAUAAUGGCACUAAUCGCUCCUGAAAUCAUCACAUGGGCUAUGCGCCAGCGGCUUAGCGCUCGCCAAGUUACAAGAUUCGAGAAAUUGGGGUAUGCCAUGUUUGCCUGGAGAAAGGACAAGAGCAAAGGCAAUGCGAUAUCAAAAGGAUUGGUCAUGCUUCAGGUGGCCUGGUUUGUUAUGCAGCUCAUCACCCGUGUCAUCUAUCGCCUCGAAACCACGCAGCUCGAAGUGGGAACACCCGCUUUGGUGGUUCUACCUAAUAGGACAAGCUUCUUAAUGUGCAAUGCCCACAUCCAGUGUACUGGAAGUCAAACGAGUCCGAGAGGCCAGACGAUCACAUCAAUGUCCACUGUCAAUGACAGAGACGAAUUUGCUCGGCUUCAGAUCUUGCAUCGAGUCUUCUGCUCAACUAUAGAGCUGAUAGGCUGGGCUGAAAAUCGCACAUUUCGAAAGCUCCGAGUUCCUACAUUCAAACUCGAAGCGACGGACAUAUUUUCGGCUUGCUGAAUUGCCUAUAGCCGCCAUCUUUGGCAUUUUUGAUCUUUCUCACAUACAAGGAACAGGCGCUAUGGCGCAUCAGUGCCAUCACACAUUCUAGCUUAGCAUCGUCACGGUAUUGUUCUUGAGCGUCUUGGACACACUAG